UUUUUUUGCUUUGUGGUUGGCGUUCCCUGCUCUAUAGGAAUUGGAAUGGAGAGGGGGGCGGGGGGUGACUGAAGGAUUAGGAGCCAGGCAUAAUGAGAGGUGGGUGUCGGAGUGAGUGAAGAGCUGGCUUGAUUUGAGUGGGGGCAGUCGGUCUGGGAGCUGAUUUAAUCCUCCUCUUUCUGCCCUCCCCACCCACCCAACCUCCUGGCACUGUCCCCUGGUCUCCUCCAGCCAUGGGUUCAGAAGGAAGGGGUCUGGACGUGGUGCUGGAGCUGGCAACGGAGGCGAGGAAUUUCCAACUGGCUGCCGAGAUUUACCAGCGGCAGCUGCGGGCCAGGCAACAGCAGCAAGCGGGGGGCGAUCCAGAGGAGGUCCGCUUGAGACGUGCUCGCUGCCUGGUGCUGGCGGAGAGGCUGAGCGAAGCGCUUCAGGAGUACCAGCACCUCUCGGCUCAGGGCAGCCUGCGAGCCGAGCACCUGGGGGAGCUAGUGGAUUUCUUAGCCCGGAGCCUGCGGGUCAGCCAGGGCUGGGGAGAAGGUGAACCCCUGGGCGUGGAUUUGCUGAGCUGCCGCUGGUGUACGGGCACCUUGUUCGAGCCGGUCACUCUACGCUGCGGACACACUUACUGCAAAAACUGCCUGGAGAAGGAGCGAGAGAGCCAGAGGGCUUGCUGCAAAGUUUGUAAAGAGAGAGUCCCUACUGCAGGAACCUGCAGAAUCAACGUGGUCCUGAACAGUUUCUUAGGCAAAUACUUCCCGGCCGAGACCAGAGCCCUCUCUCUCAGGCACGAAGGGAAUAGCUUAUAUAAGAAAAACAAACCCCUGGCCGCCUUAGAGAAAUAUCACCAAGCUAUUGCAUUAGCCCCCAAAGACCACUUGCUGUUGAGCAACCGUGCCCAGAUUAAUACGAGUCUGAAAUGCUUUGAAGAUGCACUGCAUGAUGGAAAUGCUGCUUGCAACAUUCAGCCUUUCUGGUCUAAAGGUCACUUAAGAAAAGCACAAGCGCUAGCUGGCCUACAGAAAAUGGAUAAAGCUUUGAAGGAGUAUCUAAUUUGUAUUGCUUUAGAUUCAGAAAAUAAAACAGCAAAAAUGGAAGCCCAAAAGAUCCUGUGUGAUUUGCUCUCGCCCAUUGCUGAAAAUAUACAUCAAAGGUUACCUGACAUAAUGCAAGUUAUGUCUCCACGAUCUCGAAUUAAAGGAAUUGUCCUGAACUCCCUGAAUUCUAGAAAUUCCAGCAAUGUAUUUGAAAAUUCAUGCAAGGUAAAUGUUGAUUCAACUGGCUUUGACAGCAAACAAGAAUGGAAGACCCACUCCUUCUCAACGAAACCAGCUCAAGUAAUGAGCGAAAACCAAGACACCUUGAAGAAUUUGUCCACAGAACCAGCCUCGAUGAUUUCUGAAAGGAAGAAUACUUUGAAAACACAGCACAGUUCUAAUAAAGAUGAAGAACCUGGAACAACUGAAGGCUACACCAAAUGCAAUAAGCGAGCUAGGUCACAGAGUCCUGGGAGAGAAAAUGAUAUCUUACCAAAGCUCGUUGAUGCAUUUGACCUGGAGUGUUCCCUAUGUAUGAGGUUGUACUACGAGCCCAUCACCACACCCUGCGGGCACACAUUUUGUCUUAAAUGUGUUGAGCGAUGCAUAGAUCACAGUCCGAAAUGCCCUCUUUGUAAAGAGAUUUUGCCUGAGUACCAGGCACUGAGAAAAUAUAACCGAACUGUUCUAAUAGAAGAGCUAAUUGUGCAUUACCUGCCCGAAGAACUUGCAGAACGAAAAAGAGUUAAUGAUGAAGAGAUGGCGGAAUUGUCAAACCUCAACAAAGCUGUGCCAAUAUUUAUCUGCACUAUGGCAUACCCCACUGUCCCAUGUCCACUGCACAUCUUCGAACCCCGUUAUCGCUUAAUGAUCAGAAGAUGCAUGGAGACUGGCAACAAACAAUUUGGAAUGUGCUUAAGUGAUCCAGUUAAAGGUUUUGCUGAUUAUGGCUGUAUGCUGGAGGUCAGAAGCGUUGAGUUGUUUUCGGACGGUCGUUCAGUUGUGGACACUAUUGGCAGAAGAAGGUUUAAAGUGUUACGACACAGUGAAAAGGACGGAUACAGCACGGCAGAUAUUGAAUACCUUGAAGAUAAAAAGGUAGAGGGAGAAGCUUACGCUGAACUUGUUCGUCUGCAUGACCUUGUCUAUGAUCAGGCAUACCUGUGGUUCAGCUCACUCAAGCAAGUACUGAAGACUCGAAUUCUCAGCCACUUUGGACCAAUGCCAAGGAAGGAUACAGAUAUACAGACCAGUCCCAAUGGCCCAGGCUGGUGCUGGUGGUUGCUGGCCGUGCUGCCACUCGAGAGUCGGGCUCAGCUUCCUUUCCUCUCCAUGACAACGCUUCAGGAGCGCUUGAAUGGCAUUAGACGUGUGUUAUUGUUCAUGUCGCGCAACUGUGCACGAUGACUGAGUGACUGGUUUGAUUGCUGUGGUAGGAACGGCUGUCAGUUCCACAAUAGUGACUUUUUUUUCUACAUUCAUGUCUUAUCUGAAGCAGCCUGAUAAAAGGAGUAUCAUCUAUUGAAGGAUGUGCAUAGUCAGGAUGAUUUGAAGAGUGUUACUGAUAAUAUAAUCAAUUGACGGCAUUUAGUGCUAACACCUCAGUACUUAUUUUGUGACUAUUUUUACAGCCUAAAUCCCAAUAAUAUCUUAUUUUGAGAAUGUAUAUUUUUGUUAACUCAUAUGUAUAUUUAUGGAGCUACAGAAGUAUGAAAAAUAUUUAUGCAUUCUUAUCUACUCAGAAUUUAGUCUGGGGCUAAGUAUCUGUAAGGAAUAUACAAACUACAAAAUAGAUUCAAAUGAUAAAAUGUUCUACUCGAUAUAAACAGAAUGUACUAUUUAUUUCUGGAAAACAAAUACACUGGGAAGUAGAGAUCUUCAUGCAGUCUUUCUUUUUGGGCUGAAUCUUAAAACUAGUUCGUUAGACAUAUGCUACAUUCAAUAUUUUCUCGUUACUCUUUGUAAGAUGCACCUCAAACUUUCCUCCCCCUUCUGCUCUCCGUUACAAAGAAUUAUCUACAAACUGAAGCCAAAAAGGUAGAUGGACAAUUGAUUCACAAGAAACCUAACAGUAGUUUGUCGGACAAAGCCAGAAGUUACACAAAACUGGGUUAUAGUCCAACAGGUUUAUUUGAAAUCACAAGCUUUCUGAGCACUGCCCCGACUCCACCUGACAUAGGGACUGCGCUCUGAAAGUAUGUGAUUUCAGAUGAACCUGUUGGACUAUCAGCUGGUGUCAUGUGACUUCUGACUUUGUCCACGCCGCCGUCUCAUCAUAGUAGUUUGUAGCUGUGAGGAGGCGUGAGAGAUGGCUGGAGUUGACAAUAACUUUUACUGUUCCUGUUCUCUCUCAUCUUACCCCCUCCACCUCAUGAAGCUGCAAUUGAGUUCCUCCUUGCAGUAACACAGCUGAGAUCAGGGAUUUAAAGCUGUUAUCGCACUGUAGCAUGGCGAUUUAACCCAUUGUGCCACUCUGCCAUCCAUAAUUUCCUCUGGGUAAAAUGUAUUUAAAGCCUAAUGUUAAGUAGCAUUUAUAGUCAUAAGAAGCACUUGUCUUCCAUGGACACCAUUGCGUCCAGCACAAAAUACAAGGAUGGACCACUUAGCCUGGGGAUUUUUUUUUUACUUGAAAGCAUGUUUGCACCUUGUCGGAUUUUGGAUUCCUGUUAUAUUAUCAGUAACAUUCAGUUUAACCUGAAAAUGUGCACAUUCCUUCUUAUGUGUUCUCAUAAAGCCAAAGCUAAAUAUAUUUAUUAUCUUAUUUUUGCAACAAUCCAUGUCGUAUGCACGCAACAUUCAGAGGUGUGCAAUAAUUUAACCUGCCUAUACCUAUAAAAUUUGUCACAUUCUUUUGUGAAGUAUAAUGUCACAAUCUCAAGUGAACCAUCAGGCUGAGUAUACUAAUGUGGAUUAGGAUAGAGUAGCAGAAUUCUGCUUUUUAAUACAUAUUCUGAUUAUAUGAAGUACUGUUUGGUUGAGAACAUUAUGUAUGUUUUAAAAACACUAUUCAAAACAAAGUAACUUUGUUUAGACGUAGUGAGUGUAAUUGUGGAAUUAAUUUUUAUCUAAACAUAAUAUUGACUGGUCAAUGCCCCUAGCCUUAAUAACUCUGUUAAUUGCUUUCUGACAGUUAAGCAAAACUGAACAAUGUUAAGUGCAUUUCAAUUGACCCCACAAUCUUUCGUGCUUGAAUGUAACAUAUUGCUUCAGGAUAUGCUGUGAAUUAAGUUUGAUGGCCUACCUACUAACAAAAGGCUAGGGGUUUGGUACUGGCUGAUUCUGAGUGAUCUUAUGAUAACUUGUCCUAUUUGCAUUGAGUGGGCUUAGUUUAAAAAAAAUCUAAAAUCAAGCCCUGAAUUAUUUACACAUGCUGUUUUAAGGUAUCACCCAAUCUGAAAACUAAAAAAUUGAGAGGCACUGUUUACUGACAUCAGAAAGAAAGAAUAUACGGAUUAGUGGUAGUCUCUAUUCCAGAGGUUUCAUUGUAACUAAUCGCUCCAUUUGAUGUGGUGUCUUAGCAGUGUUUGGCUAAUAAGCACAAUUUAGCAUAGAACUUCAAUAAAACAACAGUGCCUCUUUAAAAUAUUUUUCUACUUAAAUUAUUCAUUCAUGUUAGAAUCCAACAUACUCUUCCUCUCCCGCAGUCUUUCUUUUUUCACUAACUAAUGGUGUUUGUUUUAACAUGAAGUGAAAGUUCUGAUCUGACUCCUUAUCAGUAUUUUCCUCUCCUUUUCAAAUUGACCAGUUGUUGUCUUAAACUGGAUAAUGAUGCAAAUGGAGAAUUGAUGUCAAUAUCUAAAUUUCCAUCAAUUGGUGGAAGAAUGUUGUUUAACCACUUGUUCAGUGGAGUUAGGUGAAGACCAAUUUUGGUGUAGUAGACUGUGUACAUGUUAACAUGUGAAGACCAAAAGCAAUAGACGUCAAACACGAGUGACUCAUCAGACUAAAGUGGGAGCGGAAUUGCAUUGUGUUACUUACUAACAUACAGUAACUUCAAUUUCCCAUUGCAAAUGUAGAUUAAGGAAUCCAUUUGGGAUGUCGUAAAACACCUAUCCAAAAUAAAUAGUUUUGCAUUGCUCCAUUGUGUCUUAGGAGUACAGGGACAGAAAUGGGGAUUUGGCAUGAGCCUGUUCUGCCAUCAUCCUUCACUUAUAUCUCAAGUCCACCUACCUGCCUUGGUUCUGCAAUCCUUAAUGCUUGUGCCUGACAAAGUCUUAUCAAUCUAGUACAUCCACUGAAUUCCCCUGAAUGGCCCAAUUCCAAUUGUAAGGCAAAUCCUGAUUUUGGACACCACCAGCAAAGGAAGCAGUUUCUCUAUCAACUCCUUUGAUCAUUUUAAUCACCUCAAUUAAAUCACCCUUUAAACUUUAUUCAAAGAAAUGCAAAGGCUGUCUGUACAACCUGUCUGGCAGUGGAACUUGACUAAGUCAGAACUGACACUAGAUAAUGUCCCUUUCACAAUCCUACCUGGAAGAUCCAUCCUCUGGUCUUUUCCUUAUGCAUAAAGAAAUCCUUUUCAAAUUUGAAUGAUCUUUUAACUAGUUUUGACCUAUGGUCUCUUGUUCUAGUUUUUAGACUUAGCCAAUUAAACAACCUGCAUUUAUAUAAUGCCUUUACUAUAGCUAAACAUCCCAAAGUGUUUCAUGUGAAUAUCCCAAAGUAUAAUUGACAGGUACAAGGAGAUAUGAGAAAAUCAUUUAUCCAGAGAGGUUGAUCUUAAUGAGUUUCUUAAAGGAGUAGAGAUAGAAAAGAGGGGAAAUGUGGACAUAAAUUAUAUUACUUGUAUAAGUUUAUAAGUUUAUUUUCCAGCUACCCUGUCUUAAGUGUAAAGUUGCCCAGUUUCUCCAAUCUGUCCCUCACACAGAAUGUACAGCACAAAAACAGGCUUUUGGGUCAACUAUUUGUGCUGGUGUUUAUAUUCUUUGAUGCCAGGAAUCACUUUCAUUCAUUUUUCUAUAUUUCCUCCAUAGGUUAAGUUGUAGUCUGACUAGGGAAUGUAUUAUUUUAGCCUAGUAUCCUCUCACUUACAUCAGACUGCUUGAGCAUUGCGACUAAGCAUUUGUUCAGGUUGUUGCUUCUGUUUGGUAAUUGUAAGCACUGAAUUUUUUAAUAGUCCCAAAUCCCUUUCCAAUUCACCUUUUAAUACAUCCUUUGUGAUGCCUGUUUCUCCUUCCAAUACAGAGAACAUCACAUUUGUCUAUAUUGAAUUUCAUGAACCAAAGCUACAUUAAUAAUGACUUGUACAGUUCAGUGCUGAAUUGAAAUGAACGUCAUUGUGUUUUACUGUUUCAUUUUGUGCCUUUACUUCCUCCCCCGUUUACUUCAAGCACCAUCCAAAUAGUUGAUCCUGAUGUUGGAGAGACUACUGUGAACGUGUUGUGAUUUCUUACUUGCAACACUUCAUUUUGUUUCUGGAACUCUGUCCUCCUUUAAGCUGUUGAAGCAGAGGGAACAAAUGGAGCUUUCAAGAAUGAAAUCAGAAGACAAAAAUAAGAGGGGAUAUGAAGUGAGGGCACUUAACAGGAGAUAGAGGUGAACAUUGGCCAUGAUUUAACUGAAUUGCAGAGUAGUCUGUUGGGUCUGAAUGACUUUCUAAAUGUAAAAGAGUAAUUAUGAUCUAGAGCACCCUUCCAGGGAAUGUGUCUGAGACAGAUUCGAUCAAUGCUUUCACGAAGGAAUCGGAAAAUUCUCUGAAGAGAAAACCAAGAAUUGCAGGACUACAGGGACAAAGCAGGGGAAGUGGGUCUACCUGACUAGCUUUUACAGUGAGACGUAAUGGACCAAAUAGCUUCCUAUGAUGAUGUCAUUCUUUGAUUGUAAUGACCCUCUAUUUUUCUGCAGUUAGAAGAAAGACUAAAAGGCCACGUGCCUCCUGGAAUUUGAAAUUUAAUGUGUCUUCAUUUUUGCAGUCUGUGUAAUAAUUGUACAACUAUUCCAGUGAAAUUAACUGAAGAGUUUGUUGAAUGUCUUUGUGACCAUUGAUGUUAUUUAGUAACUAGUCACUAGUUUCCAGCUAUGUUUGUUGUCUAUAUAAAUGGGACACUCGAGAAGCAAAUGUUUAAAUAAACUAAGAAUUGGAAGUGCAAUUAAAAUACUGUGUUUGUGGCAAAUAAGACAACCAUGAUGUUAAAUAAAACCAUGCUUACCCUGUA
Messenger RNA from Stegostoma tigrinum, 7186 nucleotides. RefSeq names its product LON peptidase N-terminal domain and RING finger protein 3-like. Gene Ontology annotation, molecular function: protein binding. The record is from RefSeq and is a predicted model, not a curated record. The transcript is spliced from 12 exons. The coding region runs from base 234 to 2441 and encodes 735 amino acids. NCBI's taxonomy places the organism in Eukaryota, Metazoa, Chordata, Chondrichthyes, Orectolobiformes, Stegostomatidae.